This is a messenger RNA of Myxocyprinus asiaticus (Chinese sucker), 5863 nucleotides long. Its product is annotated as mitochondrial glutamate carrier 1-like. The transcript has 10 exons. Gene Ontology annotation, biological process: L-glutamate transmembrane transport; malate-aspartate shuttle; aspartate transmembrane transport. The record is from RefSeq and is a predicted model, not a curated record. NCBI's taxonomy places the organism in Eukaryota, Metazoa, Chordata, Actinopteri, Cypriniformes, Catostomidae. Gene Ontology annotation, molecular function: L-aspartate transmembrane transporter activity; L-glutamate transmembrane transporter activity. The coding region runs from base 596 to 1582 and encodes 328 amino acids.
UUUAGAAAUGUCCUUGUGGAUGUAUCAUAAGUAAUUUGAUUUAAGUUAAUAUGGGUCGAUUUGUCUUACCUUUCUCAGUUUGUUAUUAACACUGUUAUAUAACAAUGUUAAUAACAUCAUCUAAAAUGUUGUGAUUUGGGAAUUGUGUAAUGCUAUGGACAUGUUUGUGCUGUGUGUAUAUGUGUGAAUGUGUGCUGAGUUUCAUUAGUGGAAAGUUGUGCCUUCACUUUCUAUGUCACUGGGAGUCGCCACAAAGGGGAGGGACUUAGGAACCAAGGAACAAUGCUUGUGUUUGUGCAACGGCCCCUGAGUGGCUAAGCGACUGGCUCUGUCGGAUCUCUUGACUAUAGCUGCACACAUUGUCAGCAUGCAUAGGGGGAAGUGGACAGCUCGAUCCGACUGGUUAAUGCACUGACAGAGCAAGUUACAGGGUGAUUCAUUUUUACCAAAGAGUGGCUGUUCUCACAGAAAGCAAUUGUGUAAAGGCUGGCACACUGUGCCAGGAGGCUGGCCGAGUGGGCCCUCAAAGGUUUGUGUUGAAACCUUUGCAGCUUAGAGAAAAGAAUUGGAGAAAAUCAGUUAAAGUGUGGCCAAGAUGGCCGAGCAGAAAGUCAGCCUCCCUGCUAAGCUGAUUAACGGGGGUGUGGCUGGACUAGUGGGCGUGACCUGCGUCUUUCCCAUUGAUCUCGCCAAGACCCGCCUCCAGAAUCAGCAGGGUUCCCGUGUCUAUAUUGGAAUGCUUGAUUGUUUGGCAAAGACAAUAAAAAUGGAGGGCUACUUUGGGAUGUAUCGAGGUGCUGCCGUGAAUCUUACACUCGUCACUCCAGAGAAAGCAAUCAAACUGGCUGCCAACGACGUCUUCAGGCAGAAGCUCUCCAAAGAUGGAAAAUUAGCUCUGUGGGGAGAAAUCCUUGCGGGCUGUGGGGCUGGAACCUGUCAGGUGGUAGUCACCACCCCCAUGGAAAUGCUAAAAAUACAACUUCAGGAUGCUGGCAGGUUGGCUGCUCAGCGGACUGUCACUGCCUCUGCCUCUGCCUCUGCCACUUGUCCGACCGCCUCACUAGUUGCCUCUCAGGCAGCCCAACCAGGCACCAAUUCCCCACCUCGACCAUCAGCGACCCGUAUCACUCUGGAUCUUCUUAAAUCCCAAGGCCUCAGAGGUCUUUAUAAGGGGGCGGGAGCUACACUGAUGAGGGACGUUCCCUUCUCCAUUAUCUACUUCCCACUGUUCGCCAAACUCAACGCGGUGGGCCGGACUGAGGAUCGCCAUAGCAACCCCCAGAAGCAGGCCCCCUUCCUGCAGUCUUUCGUGGCUGGCUGCAUGGCCGGAUCAGUGGCUGCAGUAGCUGUCACUCCCCUGGACGUCAUAAAGACCCGUCUGCAGACCUUACAGAAGGGAGAGGGAGAGGACUCUUAUAGAGGCAUCAUUGACUGCACACAGCGCAUUUUAAAGCGAGAGGGACCAGCCGCAUUUCUCAAAGGAGCGACGUGUCGAGCAUUGGUCAUCGCUCCACUCUUCGGCAUCGCCCAGGCCGUAUACUUCUUGGGUAUUGGUGAGCAUGUGCUGGGGUUGCUGGGAUAGCAGCAGGUGAUGUCACCUCAAUCAUCAAAACACACUGUACUGUUUCUACAAAACGUACAAAAGGCGAGGGAGAAAGAUGAGAAGAAAGGAAGGGAAAAUAAGAGAAAAGAUGUGGAAAGUAAAAAGAAAAGAAGGUCCCAGAUUUCAUUUGAGAUGUAAAUAAAAGGUAAAAAUGGAGUGAAAUUAAUUUACCCAACCAAUGGAAGUUCAAACACUUUGGGAGAAACAAGGAGGGUUGUUUAAUGCUAACAUACAUUAAGACCCGGUAUUGUAAACUAACCAUGUUUAAGUAUCUAAAAGCUGUAAACAGGGUUCUUUAGGUAAGACAGGGUCCUGUUAUGACCAGUCUGGCAGGGUUUUUUGUCCACAGAGUUGAAUUAUAUUAUUUUGUAAUGAUUCUGGACUUUUAUUUGUUUUUGAAGUGUGUAAUUUUUUCGAUGUUAAUGCCAGUUUAAUAUGCAGACAACUUUAAGUAAGCCAUUUGUAGGUUGAUUGCAUGAAAAGUGUCAACACUGCAAGCUUUGUGGCGCUUUCAAAGCAUUGCUCUGUUUGUUUGAGCAUCCUGACCAGCCAGACACAGCAACAUUGGCUCAACCAAUGGUGUGAGUUUAGGGCGGAGCUACCUGUUCUGUCCGACCAAUGGCAGACUGGGGAAGGUUCUAAUUGAAAAACAUCAUUAUUCUUGCAAGAGAGCAACAGUCUUGUUCCGGAAGUAAAAAUACCAGUCAUUUUUCUCCGUAGGGGAAUUUAUUUAAAAAAAUAACUAAUAAACCUUUAUUAAUAAACUAAAGACAGUGAGCACUGAGGUUGGUAAUCAGUGGUAUAUGCUUGCUGCUGAAGCUAUCAGUCUGUAUUAUUUCAAGUAAAAAAAAAAAAAUAAAAAAAAAAAAAAACGUUUUAAAUAGCUUAAUUCCAGUUGAAGAAGUACACUACCCAUGACCCUGAAAAUCCACCAAUCGGAGAGUCAUGACAAACAAACCACGGCACAAGAGCUAUGCAGUGACUGCCCACUGCAUGAUGCAGUGUGGAUGACGCAACCGUCUCCCUACACAAUAUAUUUGUAUAUUAACUUUAAAUCUAUAUCUUUAUAGUUUUCCAUAAUUUUUAAUUCGAUAAUAUAAUUCACGAUGCCUCAUAGGAUUGCAUUUCAUUACCUCAUAAAAGACAUUAAAGCUAUGUUCAGGCUGUCAAUCCAAAUCCAGUUUUUUUUUUGUGUGUGUAUCUGAUCAGAAUCCGAUCUUCAUGAUUGACUGCCUGCACUGUAUAUUGCAAUUGAUCAGAAGCGAUUUGUGUGUCCAGUGGCUAUCUUCAAUUUCUGGCAUAUCUGCAUUGGUUACUAUAGCAAUGUUGUUGCGUAAGUAUGCAAAAAAUCAAUAUGGAGGGAAAUGGAAUAGAGAUGUUAGCCAAUACCAUGGCAAUGUGUAGCUGCUGUGCUGGAUUUCGCCUUAGGAGGCAGUGACAGAGAUGGAGGAGGCUGGCAUAUGGCACUUUAUUUCAUGCUGUCGUCUCCGCCGGUAUCAUAGUUCAAAGCAAUGUGUGGUCCAGAAUCAGACAAACCCAAGUAGGCAUAGCUGCAGGCCAGAGAUCUCCAAAUGGGGGUGGAACUUCCAAAAAGGGGGCGUGAUUUCUCUAGAAAAGGGGUGUGGUUACUCCAAAAGGGGGUUGCGCCAACUCCAAAAUGGGGCAACACCUUCACAGAAGGUUGGGGUUAGGGAAUGGGUUAGGUAAGGGGCUCGCUAUAUCUUUGCUGGCGAUUUGGAGCUCCCGCCCCUUUUUGGAGCAAUGCCUGCAGCUACAACCUUCUCGACAGACUAGCAUUGACUGGUGUACUCGUCUGGUUGACACCUUUGAUGAAACGAUGUGGCUGUCGAACUUCAGAAUACGCUUAAUCUAUUAAUAAUAUUCUCUGCUAGACCUACACUCCGCUACCACACUGCUUAUUUCUGUCACCACUGCCAGCAUGUUUCCUGCAACAAUGUGUGACAUAUAACAUGUCUUUACGUAGCAUGAAAAAGUGACAUACGGCAAAAAGCCACUUGAGAUCUGAUGAGAGUGGUCAGACUGAAUCGGAAUUCCAGAAAUUUGAUUUGAAUAGGAUUUCAAACCACAUAUGAACGUAGCUGGAAACAGAUUCGUAAAAAUCAUAUUUCAUGUGAUUUGUUUUGCCGUUCAAACUGGCUAAAUUUGAUCAGAUUCCAAUCAGACGUGUACAAAAAUCAGAUUUGGACUGACAGCUUGAACAUAGCCAAACAGUUGCUGGGUUUCCAUCCAAAAUGUUUCACAUUUUUUAAGCACAUUUCUAAAAAUUCGACUUAAGAAAAUCUGAAUUGUUGCACGUUUCCAUCCACUACGUAAUGCGCAUUAUCACGAGGGAGCCGCCUCGUCAUGAUGCAGCAGCUAAAUGAUCUCUCCCUGCUUUGGGGACAGUUUUAUUUGCAAGAUUGGAGCAAGUAUCUCAAUUUAUUAAAUGCAUCCACGAGACAUCGCAGAAUUAGUGUAAUAUCUGAUAUAAUGUGGGCUGAAAUAGCUGCGAUGCCCACACACCUCCGGUCUUCGCAUACCUGAGAGAGCCCAGUCUCAAAACUGUUCUGGCGGACUGUGAGGACCCACUUUAUCGACCAGCUGUGGUUAAAACACAUCAGAAUGAAGAGCGCUAUGUUCAAAGAAUUGAGUGCCAAGGUCGGACCUUUCGGUGGGCUAGUCACAUCAAGCUAACGUACACUCAUAACACAUGCAUGAAUGGUCAAAACACGUCAUCGUUUUGCGAAUAAGCCAUUAAUGUGCAUUUUAACUAAUGUGAAACUCUAGAAAAUCCACCUCCUCCUAGCGCAUUAAAUUUUAAGCGAAUUUAGAAAGUGUAUUCGCAUAUCAAGUGUUUCCAGUCAGGAUUUCUUAUGCACAAUUUAAAAACUUAGUGUCUACACUGGACGCGAGCGUUGCGUUACGUCAAAUGUAAUAGAACCCCAUCAUAAUCAAUGAUGCUGUCUACAUUGGAAGUGUCCGUUGCGGCCCGUCCGUCUUGCCGACAUUAAACGGGUGUCCCGUUCCAUUUUGCGCUGCACGUGCUGGCACUACUACACAAAUUAAAUGGUUUAGAAUGUUUGUGUCGAUGCGUCCAGUGUAGACAGCCUCAAGUCAGCGUGUUGCGUUGCGUUGCGUCAAUGAAUGAGCCUGGUGUAGACAAGGUGUUAGUUCACAGUCUUGUGCAUUUUGCCUUUUUGUCCGAUUUUUUAAUAAUUUUUUGCUUCAAAUUAAAAUUUGUAAUGUUAUAGUUCACCUGAAAGCUGGUUGGUUUGGUGGAGGAUUUUAUGUAAUAUCUAAGGAUAAAAUGGAUGGGAUAUGAAAAAGUGGGCGGAUACUGUUGUGCUUAAUUCUGUUUGGUUAUGCUAGUAGCACAGAAAUUAUAUACUUAUAUACUAACUUUAAAAUCCAAGAUUACAAUAAGUUUUAAACUAAGAUGAUUCAUGAUUAAAAUAGUGAUACAUUUAGUGAUCAAGGUUAAGGUGUAUGUAGGUGGCAGAAAGGAGAUUUGAAUCAAUAUGCAGAUUGUUCUGAACCUUUAAGGAUGAAUAAGGAUUUAUGGAUGAAUCACACCCAUUAAAAAAGCCAAAAAAAAAAAAAAAGAAAAGAAAAAAGAUAAUCAUUGGCCUGCUUUCCUAAUCUGUGUAAUCUGGUUGCUACUUUAAUCCUUGUCUCCCUGCAAAUCUCAGCACAUUUGAAGAGACUGCUGGGCUUUGCUGUCGAGGCCCUGUCUUCCUGUCAUGUACCUUUGAGGAGCAAUAUGAUAUGUCUUGUAGGCAAUAUAAUGUCAUCAUUAUGGGCUUAUUUUUUUAAUGCUUCUAUAAAAAAAUAUUUUAGAGUGCAUAAUAAAUUUAAUGCAAUAAAGCCUUAUCCUUGCCACGAAAGUCUUUCACUGAAAAUGUAACAAAAAGGACCAGUGGCUUUUAAAAUAAAACCAUUUUUCUUUUUUUUUCUUUGUUUGCUUUUAUGUAGAUAAUUGAUUGUAUAGGAAUUAAUAGUGCCCUCUACUUUUUUUUGUUUUUGUUUUUUUUGUUGUUGAUGUCUUCUCAUUCUGUAGUAAAGGGCACAGUGUGAUCUGUCAGAAUUAGACUGUUCUCACUAUGCCGAGAAAAGCUGAGAUCUUGAAUAGAGACCAAAAUAAAUCUUAAAUGCACUUCUAUGAAAAGAUAAGAUGGAAAAGAGAGAAAAGUGUGAUGCUUUUAAUUGCACUAAUUUGUAUUCAUGAACAUUUCAAAAUAAAAGACCUUGCAAAUUCGUCAA